AUGAAUAAUCAGCCGCCUGGAGGCGGGGCAAACCCGCACUGGUCACAUGCCACUCCUCCAUUCAACCAGCACGCCAUGCCUCCUCACCAAGGCUCUCCAGUUCCUGUAUUUCACCCACAGAGUGGCAUGCCAUAUAAUGUUCCGUUUCAACAAUUUACAAAUGCUCAUCCCAUUCAACCACCACCAGGGUUUCCAAUCCCACCUCCCCCUCCACCAGGUCUUUUCCCACCGUCGGGGGAGCAAGGAGCGUCUACAGUCUCUAAUGUGAUAACCCUUGAAAAUCGACUUCGAGGUCUCAUUCUCGGAAAUGCGGAAAAGGACCGGCAAAAUGAGCAGGUGUUCACCUCCCAGGCGGGUCCGGGCAAUCCUCCUGUUCAAGAUCUUCCCCCUCACAUGAGGCUAGCACCUCCUCAAGCUCAGCAGAGCUACCUGGAGAAGAGUCGGCAAUGGCAACUCAACCAAGCAGAAGCUGCAGUCUCCUCGCAGAUGAGCGUCCCUCAGAUUGGUGGUUCCCCGCAACACCAUCAUCGACAUCCUAAUCAGCAGCCACAGCGACAAAAUAAUACUCAAUUUCAUGUAUCAGAGACCCCUUACCAAGGGAGUAACCACCGUGGUAGGCCUUAUGGCCGAGGAAGGUCUCAAGGUCAAACCCGUGGCGCUCAUUCUUAUGUCGGCUUCAACCGACAGGUCGGUGCCACGGGUGCGUCCCCAUACCAGCAACCAGAGCCGAUGGGCUGGCGACAGAAUGCACCGCCUUCAGUUGCGAAUCAGGCCUUUGCAAAUAAUCAUGGGCAUCCCCGGCGCGGCUCUACUCAAGGGUCCCAAGGAUUCGGCGAGCGGCCUCCUCCACGCAACCGACAACUGUAUGAACCGUCUCACUCUCCCCGGGAACAUACCAAACCCCGCCAGCCCCGCAUGGUUGGAUCUCGGUUUCCACCAACACCAGAAGAGGUCGAGAAGCAGGCGGAAUAUCUUCAACAACUGGCAGACGACGAGGUGCCAAAGGCUGGGAUUGAUCCGAAAGAGCUGCAGGAGAAGGAUGCAUUUAGAGAAAUGCUUGAGAGAAUAUGCAUUGAAGCUAUUGCUGAUUACGAGAAACAGCAAUCCGAUAAUCAUGCUUUCGAUUCGAGCAACGUAGCUCUCAAGUGUUUUGGUAGUAUUGGUUCUGGGUUCGCCACCCAGUCUUCUGACAUGGAUUUGGCGCUCUUGUCCCCUGAAUCGGUUCCUAAUCCAUCAUCCGCCGAGUCUGGAAUCCCACGUGCUUUAGAGAAGAGGCUCUUAGAUCUCGGUAUUGGUGCUCGAUUGCUCGAAAGAACCAGAGUUCCCAUUAUCAAGCUCUGUGAAAAUCCAACUGAGGAUCUGUUGCGGAUGCUGAGAGACGAGCGGCGAAAGUGGGAAGAACAAAAGGACAAGCCUAUCGCUGAAGAGGAUCAGACUGCUACCCAGAAUGCAGAAGAUCGUGAAAAUCCUGCUUCUCAAAUGCACAAGGCCGGGACAUCGACCAAACCGUCACAAAGCGAAAAUACUCCACGCGAUCCCGAAACUGAGCUUAACAAUCUCGAGCAACUGCCUCGCGAAACGCUUCGGCAAUAUUACCGUCGUACGAAAAGAUUAAUGGAGAGUAUCGGGGGAAGGGAUUACACGUUGCCGCAGCACAAGCCGCUUGAAAAUAAAGAGGGCAACAUAUUAAACCGUGCUGGUGCUGCUUAUCUUGCGGGACUUGAGCAAGACGAUCUCAAGCUAAGGCUGCAAAACAACCCGUCCAUGGUCUUUGACAGUAAUAUUUAUCGAUCUCUCUUCGGCGUCUGGACACAAGCAGAAGCCGAAUCUCUUGUAAUACAAUGGGAAAAGAGAAGGGUCUCUGAAACCACCGAGGUCAAGGAGGAUCUCGGACAAGAAUGGGUCCGAGAAUGGAAAAAGCUACAAUGUGAAGACGCAGGAGAAAUCCUGCUCUUUAAUAAGAGGGCAACUGUUCUUUGGGAAAACUUAAAGACACUCCCAUCCAUCAGCCUGACGACGCUUUCACAGCUGUCCAACGAGGAGUCUUCCGACUAUUGUUCCCGAGCAGUCAAUCUGCUCAAAGAGCUUGGCGGCCGAGGGUUGGAUGACAACAGCAACGCUCAGAGCGUUCUCUCCGACAGAGAGCGCCAAGUAUUCGAUGAAACUGUUCUGCGCUACAUGGAUGGAAUCCGCGGCGACUCUGAAAAGAUGCACGUCCGAGAAUUCUUCGCAACACGAUCUAGCCCCUCUCUCGCCGAACUGCAACUCCAGCAUGCGACAGAGAAUGAGCUUUAUCUCUACGACGCCAGGGUGCAUUCAUCCCCCCACAGCGAAGAAGAAGUCACUGCUGUCGAAGAAUACACCAAGCUCGUCCGCCAAUUUGGCGCGUCAGAUCCAAAUAUCAGUGCUUCCAAAGAAAAGGUAAUUACACUUCUAGGGCCUGCCUCCAAACGACACGACCGUCUUGAAUUCCCAAAAUCCGGCGUCGGCAUCCAAUGCGACAUCAACUUCUCCAACCGGCUCGCACUCCACAACACCACUCUCCUGCGCUGCUACUCCCACUGCGAUCCGCGUGUUCGGCCGAUGGUCCUGUUUAUCAAAACCUGGGCCAAGCGUCGCCAAAUCAAUACUCCCUACCACGGCACGCUCUCCUCCUACGGGUACGUUCUCAUGAUACUCCACUACCUCGCCAAUAUCGCCCAGCCGCCCGUGGUCCCAAAUCUGCAACUGGCUUGGAAAUCACCGAGCCACGGAUCUUGGGGCUCUUCGCUCGAAACCGAGACCAGUGUCGACGGAUACGACGUCCGGUUCUGGCGGGCCGAAGAUGAGAUCAAGCGUCUCGCCGACAAGGGUAUGCUCACGCACAAUAAGCAACCUCUCGGCCUCCUCCUUCGCGAAUUCUUCGCAUACUAUGCCCAUACCGGCGCAGACAUUCCCGGUCAUGGAUUCACGUGGGGAACAGACGUGCUCUCGCUCCGCACGCCAGGCGGUCUUUUGACCAAGCAGGACAAGGGCUGGACAGGCGCCCGAACCGUCACGACUGAUGAUGCGAGCGGCCAUACCAAAGAAGUUCGCUGUCGCUAUCUCUUUGCCAUUGAAGAUCCCUUUGAGAUCGAUCAUAACAUUGCGCGCACCGUCACGCAUAAUGGCAUCGUCGGUAUCAGGGAUGAGUUUCGUCGCGCCUGGACUAUCAUGUCACACGUCGGCAAGGGAAGUGUCCCAGACAAGGAACUAUUGGAAGAACUAGAUGCAAAAAAUGAACGUAAGCGGUAG
Molecule: messenger RNA, 3273 nt
Organism: Xylona heveae TC161
Lineage: Eukaryota; Fungi; Ascomycota; Xylonomycetes; Xylonales; Xylonaceae
Exons: 1
Coding region: 1-3273 (1090 amino acids)
Biological process (GO): RNA 3'-end processing
Molecular function (GO): RNA uridylyltransferase activity
Source: RefSeq, a predicted model, not a curated record